Molecule: messenger RNA, 1440 nt
Organism: Mesoplodon densirostris (Blainville's beaked whale)
Lineage: Eukaryota; Metazoa; Chordata; Mammalia; Artiodactyla; Ziphiidae
Gene: GPR37L1
Product: G protein-coupled receptor 37 like 1
Exons: 2
Coding region: 1-1440 (479 amino acids)
Biological process (GO): adenylate cyclase-inhibiting G protein-coupled receptor signaling pathway; positive regulation of MAPK cascade
Cellular component (GO): signaling receptor complex; plasma membrane
Molecular function (GO): G protein-coupled peptide receptor activity
Source: RefSeq, a predicted model, not a curated record
AUGCGGUGGCCGUGGCCUCUGGCCAUCUCUCUCGCCGUGGCGUUAGCGGCGGGUCCCGGCAGGGUCCCCGGGGGCAUCCCCCUGCGCCGGGGCGGGCGAGAGGCCGUGACCCAGGAGCAGCCGAGCCGGUCCAGGCGUGGCAACGAGGAGGAGGAGGAGGCCAAGGGGGUGCAGCAGUAUGUGCCCCAGGAGUGGGCUGAGUACCCCCGGCCCAUCCGCCCCACCGGGCUGCAGCCCACCGAGCCCCAGGUGGCCGCCAGCGCCCACCCGGACCGGGCCGUGGUCCCUGGGGGCAGCAGGCAGGAGCCUCGGGGCAACACGACGGGGCCGCCGGGCCGGCGGCUGCAGAUCCAGAACCCCCUGUACCCGGUGACGGAGAGCUCCUACAGGGCCUACGCUGUGCUGCUCCUGGCCCUGGUGCUGUUUGCCGUGGGCAUCGUGGGCAACCUGGCGGUCAUGUGCAUCGUGUGGCACAGCUACUACCUGAAGAGCGCCUGGAACUCCAUCCUCGCCAGCUUGGCCCUCUGGGACUUUCUGGUCCUCUUCUUCUGCCUCCCUGUCAUCAUCUUCCACGAGAUCACCAAGCAGAGGCUGCUGGGUGACGUGUCUUGCCGGGCUGUGCCUUUCGUGGAGGUCUCCUGUCUCGGCGUCACCACCUUCAGCCUCUGCGCCCUGGGCAUUGACCGCUUCCACGUGGCCACCAGCACCCUGCCCAAGGCCAGGCCCAUCGAGCCGUGCCCGUCCAUCCUGGCCAAGCUGGCGGUCAUCUGGGUGGGCUCCAUGACGCUGGCUGUGCCCGAGCUCCUGCUCUGGCAGCUGGUGCAGGAGCCUGGCCCUGCUGCGGGCCCCGUGGACGCGUGCGUCAUGAAGCCCUCGGCCCACCUGCCCGAGUCCCUCUACUCGCUGGUCUUGACCUACCAGAACGCCCGAAUGUGGUGGUCCUUCGGCUGCUACUUCUGCCUGCCCGUCCUCUUCACGGUCACCUGCCAGCUGGUGACGUGGCGGGUGUGGGGCCCGCCCGGCAGAAAGCCGGAGUGCCGGCUGGGCCAGCAGGAGCAGCACGAGGGUCAGCUCAGCAGCACCGUGGUGGGCCUGACCGCCGUCUACACUCUCUGCACCCUCCCCGAGAACGUGUGCAACGUCGUGGCCGCCUACCUCUCGGCCACGCUCGCCCGCCAGACCCUGGAGCUCCUGGGCCUGGUGGGCCAGUUCUCCACCUUCCUCAAGGCGGCCGUCACGCCCGUGCUCCUCCUGUGCGUGUGCCGGCCGCUGGGCCGCGCCUUCCUGGACUGUUGCUGCUGUUGCUGCUGUGAGGGCUGCGGUGGGGGGGCAGCCACCGACGGCCCCGAUGCCAAGCUCCAGACGGGGCUGUCCACCUCUGUCUACUUCCACAAGCCCCGGGAGGCGCCACCGCUCCUGGCCCUGGGCACGCCCUGCUGA